This is a messenger RNA of Sitodiplosis mosellana (orange wheat blossom midge), 33162 nucleotides long. RefSeq lists its product as uncharacterized. NCBI's taxonomy places the organism in Eukaryota, Metazoa, Arthropoda, Insecta, Diptera, Cecidomyiidae. The coding region runs from base 158 to 32461 and encodes 10767 amino acids. The record is from RefSeq and is a predicted model, not a curated record. The transcript is spliced from 64 exons. Gene Ontology annotation, cellular component: nucleus. Gene Ontology annotation, molecular function: calcium ion binding; zinc ion binding.
CAGUCUUAGUUCAGACUUUGAGUGAAUAAGAAGUGUACUCUAUUAAGCAAGAGAAUUAAAAAUAAAAGAGUGAUUAAUGUUUUUUAUUGUGCACGCAGAAGAGUGGCAAAAUUUGUUUCUUUAAAGUGUUUCAACAUCGCGCUGUGGCCAAGUAGCCAUGGUGAAUGCGAAAAUGAAAACAUUUUUGCCUCUAGUCCUUUGGUCUGUGCUAACAGUUAAUGUGGCACUGUCACAAAACAGAAUAAGUAAUACGAGAUUAAAACGCGAAAUAUUUUUUCUAAAUUUGGAAGACGGCUAUUUUGGCUGUCAAGUUAACGAAUCAACAGAUUAUUUACAAUUAUUCGAAUUAUCGAAAUUAUGUGAUGGCCAUCAAGAUUGUUUUAUGUCAUCCGAUGAAUUAGCUAAAGAGUUAAAGUGCACAAAUGAUUGUGACAAAGAUGACACAUCGUGUACAAAUGGUGCGUGCUUGGACUCAUUAUGUCACUGUAACGACGGUUAUGGAGGAUGUAAUUGCCAAGUUCCAGAUGAGAACGAGUGCAAAUACCGUCCAUGUGAUGUUUUUGCCCAUUGUACGAACACAUUAGGCAGUUUUAUGUGUUCGUGCUUUCCGGGCUAUCACGGCGAUGGCUUUCACUGUGAAGAUAUCGACGAAUGUCAAGAUCCUAGCAUAGCGGCGAGGUGUGUUGAAAACGCUGAAUGCUGUAAUUUGCCAGCGCAUUUCGUGUGUAAAUGUAAGCCGGGCUACGAAGGCGACGGCGAAGAGCUGUGUACAGAUGUAAAUGAAUGCCUGCAUCCGGGCGCGUGCGGUAUUAAUACCGACUGUAUCAAUACACCUGGUAAUCAUACGUGCGCUUGUAAACAUGGUUACGAAGGCAAUCCUUUCGAUGGUUGCGUCGAUAUAAAUGAAUGUUUGCAUCCGAAUGCCUGUGGCCCUGGCGCCAUUUGCAUCAAUUUAGAAGGUAGUUAUCAAUGUGAGUGUCCGCAAGGAUAUGACGGUGAUGCUAGAACGAUUGGAUGCAAAGAUUUUGAUGAAUGCGCACGAUUGCCGUGCGGCCGAAAUGCACAGUGUCGCAACAAUGAAGGCAGCUUUCAAUGCUCUUGUCCAGAAGGUUUUAUCGGUGAUCCAAUGAACGAAUGUCAAGAUAUUAACGAAUGUGUGGAGAAUCCAUGUGGUGCUAAUGCCGUGUGCACAAAUUCAAUUGGCAGUUUUGCAUGCACAUGCAAACCCGAUUACACGGGAAAUCCGUACAAAGGAUGCACUGACAUUGAUGAGUGCUCGGCGUUGAAGCAACCAUGUCCGCCGAGUGCAAUUUGUGAAAAUGCCAAUCCAGGCUACAAUUGCAAAUGCCCACAGGGGUAUGCGGCUAAACCUGAUCCGAAAAUUGCAUGUGAACAGGUCGAUGUGAAUAUUUUGUGUCAGAGUAACUUCGACUGUACCACAAAUGCGGAAUGUAUUGACGGACAAUGUUUCUGCCAAAAUGGAUUUGAGCCACAAGGCAAUGUGUGCGUUGACAUCGAUGAGUGCCGAACGGAUAGUAACACUUGUGGAGAACGAUCCAUUUGUAUUAACACACCCGGAGCACAUCGAUGUGAAUGCCCUGACGGUAUGAUUGGGAAUCCACCAAGAGUUGGCUGCAAAACACCAUGCGAAGAUGUGAAAUGUGGUCCACAUGCUUAUUGCAAAGCUGAUGGAACCGAAGCUUACUGUGUUUGCGAUGAAGGAUGGACAUACAAUCCAAAUGAUAUUGCAGCCGGAUGUCAAGAUAUUAACGAAUGUGACACAGCUCAUGGGCCAUCAGGAAGAUGUGGUUUGAAUGCAAUUUGCACAAAUACGCCAGGAGACUUUUCGUGCCAAUGUCCACCAGGAUUUUCAGGCAAUGCGGCCAUUCAAUGUGUUGAUAUCGAUGAAUGCUCAAAACCAAAUCGUUGCGGUCAAGGAGCGCUGUGCCUAAACCGAGCCGGUACAUUCGAAUGUGUUUGCCCAGAAGGUUCAAUUCCAGAUCCCGAUCCAAGUGUUCGUUGCAUAACCGUAGUAACAUGCAAAUCAAAUAAUGACUGCCCUGGAAAUGCCAUUUGUGAUGAGCACCAACGUUGUUUGUGCCCAACACCAAAUGUUGGAAAUGAUUGUCGACAUCCAUGUGAAAGUCUUGCUUGUGGACCAAACUCAAAUUGUAUGAUCGUGAAUCAAGAAGCGAAAUGCUUGUGUGUACCAGGUUUUGUUGGAUCAGCCGAUCGAAUUGGUGGUUGUGUUGAUGAUGACGAAUGUAAACACUCGCCAGAUGUUUGUCCACAAGGUUCUCUUUGCAUAAACACGCCUGGAAGUUUCACAUGCCAAUGCCCAAGUGGUAUUUCGGGUGAUCCAUUCAAUGGAGACUGUGCACGAGCAAACAUUCAAGUUUUGACUUGCGACGAAGAGCAUCCAUGUGGCAAAGAGGAAAACUGUGUGUUUGACGCUUUCCUUGGAAAGAAUGUGUGCGUUUGUCGACAAGGAUUUACACGAGACAACAGCACCGGCAGAUGCCUGGAUAUUGAUGAAUGUGCCAAUAGUGUGCGACCAGUAUGUGGAAUGAAUUCGUUGUGUAAGAAUUUGCCAGGAAGUUUUGAAUGUUUCUGCCCGCCAAAUUUCUUCGGAAAUCCAUACCAUCUGUGCGAAGAAUGCAACAGUGUUGAAUGCCAAUGCAAAGCUCCGUACAAAUUCGUCGGCGGAAAUUGUAUUUUGUCUGGCUGUCAAGAUGGUAGUCAAUGCCCACCGGGAGCUGAAUGUAUCACAAUUGCUGGUGGCGUUAGCUACUGUGCUUGCCCGAAAGGUUAUCGCACACAAUCCGAUGGCAGUUGCGUUGAUGUGGACGAAUGUACUGAAAACCGACAUUUCUGCGGCUUUGGAGCCGAAUGCGUUAAUCGACCUGGAUCAUAUGAAUGCUUAUGCCAACCAGGAUACGGUGGAGAUCCCUAUCAUGGUCAAUGCUCUGCCCCACAAAGACGAUGCGCUUCAGACAGAGAAUGUGGAACAAAUGAGAAAUGUGUUCAACCAGGAGAAUGUAUUUGCCCACCGCCAUUCUUUUUGGAUACCAGCGACGGUAACAAAUGUAAAAAUCCAUGCGAACGGUAUGCUUGCGGAAUCAAUGCCAAGUGUACACCAACCGAUCCACCACAAUGUAUGUGCGAAGCCGGUUUCAAAGGAGACCCAUUGCAGGGAUGCUUCGAUGAAAAUGAAUGUUCAACAUACGGCAAUCCAUGUGCCUAUGGUGCACAAUGCGUCAAUCAAAAGGGAGGAUACAAAUGCAUUUGUCCAAAUGGAAUGACCGGUGAUCCGUACAAAGAAGGAUGCGUUUCGGGUAAAUUGUCAAGCAGGUGCCAAGCCAACAGCGAUUGUGCUGAUACAUUGGCUUGUGUGCAAGGUACUUGCAUUAGCCCAUGCAAGAGCUUACUCUGUGGCCAAAAUGCAUAUUGUGAACCGGAAAAUCACGCUGCAUGGUGUCGAUGCCGCGUCGGUUUUGAAGAAAACGAAAGCGGGGAAUGUGUUUCACAAUGUAAUGACUAUUUCUGCGGUCAAGGAGCUGUUUGUAUUGUAACUCGCGAUGGUCCAACAUGUAAAUGCCCAACUGGAUUGACUGGAAAUCCAUUCCCCGGUGGUGUUUGCGUAACGGAUCAGUGUUCAGCCAGCCAUCCAUGUGCCAAUAAUCAAGUGUGCAUUGGUGGCCGUUGCAAACAUCGUUGUGACAAUGUUGUUUGUGGAGUUGGUGCUACAUGCGAACCAUCAACUGGAAAAUGUAUUUGUGAACCAAACUUUGCUGGAAAUCCAGAUUAUCUGUGUAUGCCACCGAUCAAAAACCCAGACUGUCAACCGGAAUGUGGUCAAAAUGCUCACUGCCGCUACGGACUUAUUUCGAAUGAAUGUGUGUGUAAUCCAAAUACUGUCGGAAAUCCAUAUGACAUUUGUGGCCCAGUCGGUCCAAAUACAUGUGCCAACACCAAAUGUGGCGUUGGAGCCGAAUGUCGCCAACUAAACGGACGCGUUGAUUGUGUUUGCCCGAUUGGUUUUACCGGAAAUCCAUUUGUUGAGUGUCGCGACAUCGACGAAUGUUUGGAGAAUCUUUGUGGAACGAACUCAAUUUGUAUUAAUACUGCCGGCAGCUAUGUUUGCACAUGCAAACGUGGAUUCUUCGGAAAUCCAUACGAAAUGUGUUCACCAAUCCAAGAAGAUGCCGAAUGCGACGAUCCAAAUCACUGUGUAUGCAGCAAAACCGUUGCUUGCCCACCUGGAUAUCGAUGCGAAGGUGGUCGUUGUUUGAAUUUGUGUGAAGGAGUAUCGUGCGGCCCAAGAGCUGCUUGCUCGCUUGGUAAAUGUGUCUGUCCAUUGGGUUACAUUGGGGAUGGAAAUGAUUUGAGCAAAGGUUGUUAUUUGCGAGGCCAGUGCGAAAUUGAUCAGGAUUGUAAGAGCACCGAAAUUUGCUUCCAAUUUGGUCGUGGCGUUCGAAAUUGCGUCGAUGCAUGCAGUAAAUUCUCAUGCGGUCCAAAUGCGUCAUGUGUUUCGAGCAAUCAUCGAUCAACUUGUAUCUGUAGCGAUGGUUUCAUCGGCAAUCCAAAUGAUUUCAACUCGGGUUGUACAAAGCUUAAAGAUGAAAUCAGACAAAAUGCAUGCGAAGGCAAUGGCGAGUGUGCACAAGGGCAAAUUUGUAUUGUUGGAACAAAUGGAUAUAAGGAAUGUAUCAAUCCAUGCGCAUCAGUGGCGUGUGGUUUGAAUGAAGAAUGCCGAUUGGAUGCAAAUUCGAAUCCAGCUUGUCAUUGUCGGCCGACUUAUGCCUGGAAUCCAGCCAGUUCAAUGUGCGAAAAACCAUCGAUCCCAGAUUGUGCAUCAAACAAUGACUGUCAUCCGGUGGCUGCAUGCCAACCAGACGCACUUGGCAUUCUGAAAUGUACAUCAAUUUGUGAUAAAUUCCAAUGUCCAGCUAAUUCAGUUUGUGUGGCUACCAAUCAUCAAGGUGAAUGUCAAUGUUUGCCUGGAUACCACGGCAAUCCAAGAGAUCGAAGCGGAUGUCGAUUGGUACAAGCAAACCAAUGUUCAACAAGCGCUGAAUGCUCAGAAAAUGAAAAAUGUAAAAAGAACGAACGAACUGGUGUGAUGGAAUGUCGAUCAGUCUGUGAAGAUGUGCACUGUGGUCCACAAGCAAUUUGUGUGUCAAACAAUCACAUUGCCAAGUGCCAAUGCCCAACAGGUCCUUGGACUGGAGAUCCAUAUAACAUGACAGCCGGUUGUACGAGCGUUCCAUGUGUAUACAAUAUCGAUUGUCCACCGACACAAUUGUGCAAUCGAUUGACUCACACUUGCUACAAUGUCUGUGAUGAAUCAGCAUGUGGAGAAAAUGCAAUUUGUAUUGCCGAAAACCAAAAUGCCGUCUGUCAAUGUCCGCCUGGCUUCCGUGGUGAUCCGAUUCCAGAAGUUGGCUGUAAAUUGGCUGAUGCAUGCUCACACUGUGCAGAAUCAUCCAUUUGUGAGAUAUCAUCAACUGGUCAAGCAAUUUGUAAAUGCCAACAAGGUUAUACCGGUUACCCAGAUUCAACGGGAUGCUUCCCAAUUGGUCAAUGUCCACAUGGCGAUACCGAUUGUCCAAACAGCGCUAAAUGCGUCAGCGGUCGCUGUGUCGAUAAAUGCCACGGUUUGUGUGGACCAAAUAUGAUUUGCACCAUCAAAAACGGUGAAGCAGUUUGUGCAUGCCCGAGCCGAUUUAGAUUCGUUUCCGGUGAUGCUAAAGACGGUUGUUAUCGCGAUACAUUAGCUUGUAAUAAGGAUUAUGACUGCGGCAGUGGAAUUUGCAGCAAUGGUCAGUGUACAGUUGCUUGCAGAAAUCAGAACGAUUGCGCUGAUGGUGAAUAUUGUUCGAACAAUCGAUGCAUGAUCAAAUGCUCGAGUCACAACCAAUGUCCAGAGGGUCAAGCAUGUAAACAAGGUGUUUGCUCGAUUGGAUGCCGAAGCAACAACGAUUGCGCUUCAAAUUUGUCUUGCAACAACAAUAACUGUCAAAAUUCAUGCGAGAGUAACAUUUGUGGACCGAAUGCCUUGUGCAAAAUCGAAAAUCAUGCAGCCAAAUGCGAAUGCCCCGCCGGAUUCGAUGGAAAUCCAACGCCAGAACAAGGAUGUGUUCGAGUUCCAUCGACUUGUGUUUCGACGAGCCGAUGCCCGAACGGUCACAUGUGCAUCGGAAACUACUGUCAAGUGCCAUGCAGCGAAUCAGUUGCAUGCGCCAUCGGCGAGAGGUGUGAUAAUAAUGUUUGCGCGAAGGUUUGCUACACAAAUAACAAUUGUUUGCCCGGUGAAAUUUGUAACGAACGUGGAACAUGUCAAUCGGGUUGCCAAAGCGAAGCUGAUUGCCCACCAACACAGGUUUGCGCAAGUGGAAAAUGUAAAUGCGGUCGCGGUUUCAUUGGAACACCAUUCGGAUGCUCUGAUAUUGAUGAGUGCACCGAUCAGGUUUGUCACAAGAGCGCUAUUUGCGAAAAUACACCAGGAUCAUUCAGAUGUGUGUGCCCAGAACAAACCGUUGGCGAUCCAUACACAGAACCUGGUUGCUUACUUCCAAAUCAAUGCGCACGAAAUGAAGACUGUGCCAAGAAUUUGGCAUGUUUCGAAGGAAAAUGCACAGAACCAUGCGGCAUCGCCGAAUGUGGUCGCAAUGCAAUUUGUCAGGGCAGCGAACAUAAAGCAUUCUGCCAAUGUCCACCGGGCCAUUUGGGAGAUCCAACCGAUAAGGUCACCGGUUGUUUCCGAGUCGAAUGUAUCAGCAGCGAAGAAUGCAGCCAAAACAAAUAUUGUAAUCCACAAAUUAACAAAUGUCAAAAUCCAUGCGAUAAUGUUGACUGUGGUCGAGGAACGUGUGUUGUCGACCGUCAUGAGGCAACUUGUUCAUGUCCUCCUGGCUACGUACUACUUAACGGCAAAUGUGAAGACAUCGACGAAUGUGUUGAACGACCAUGCCACAGUUCGGCAGUGUGCAAAAAUUAUCCGGGUAGCUUUGUUUGCACUUGUCCAGAUGGUUUAGUUGGCGAUCCAAUUAACACUGGUUGCCGAAAUCCAGAAGAAUGUUUAACCAAUACCGACUGUCCAGACACUGCCGCGUGCAUCAAUUCAAGAUGCAAAAACCCAUGUGAUUUACCGAAUGCUUGUGGCUCAAAUGCUCAAUGCACAGUCAAUGCACAUCAUGCGUUCUGUAAAUGCCCAUCAAACUCACGUGGCGAUCCAAGCGUUGAAUGCCGAUUGAUUGAAUGUAGUGAAAACACCGAUUGUCCACAUUCAAAAUCAUGUUUGGAUUCGAAAUGCGUUAAUCCAUGCUCGAUUCCAAAUGCUUGUGGUCAACAUUCGAAUUGUGCUGUUGAAAAUCACGUUGGAAUUUGCUCAUGUCAACCAGGAACGACGGGUAAUCCGCUUUUGGGUUGUGUUCCAAUCCAAUAUUGCUCCGCCGACAAUCAAUGUCCAUCGGGAACGAUUUGCACGGCCGGAGUUUGUUCAGCCAUUUGUACAUCGAACCGUGAAUGUAUCACCGAUCAACUAUGUUUGCAAGGCAUUUGUCAAUCGACUUGCCAUGAUAAUACCACAUGUGCCGACUUCCAAUUCUGUCAGAACAACAUUUGUACACAAGAAGUUCGAUGCCGUCACGAUGACGAAUGUUUGCCUCAUGAAUAUUGUUAUGUGGAUUCGUACGGUCGAUCCGAAUGUAAGAACGCUUGCGAAGGCCGUGUACUUUGCGGUCGAAAUGCUGAAUGUACCGCACGUAAUCAUGACGCUUUGUGCUCAUGCAAACCAGGCUUUGUUGACGAUGGCCAAGGCGGAUGCCGACGAAUCGAAUGUGAAAAGGAUGUUGACUGUUCAUCAGAGCAAUUCUGUGAGAAGAAUAUCUGCAAAUUGGCGUGCCAGAGUGGAAGAACGUGCGGUGAAAAGGCAAUUUGCACCGUUGAAGAUCAUCGACCAGUUUGCUAUUGUCAACCGGGCUACAGUGGCAAUCCAUAUGAACAAUGUAACGCCGUUGAUUAUUGUCGUGAUGCACCAUGCGGACCGGGAGCACAGUGCUCAAACAACAAAGGAACAUUCCAUUGUGCUUGCGGUAAUGGAUACGUUGGAGAUCCAUACAACGAGGGCUGUCGCUUAGCUUUCGAAUGUACAAGCAAUGCCGACUGCCCAGCAAGUGCCGAGUGUAUUCAAUCGAACAGCGAAUCGAAAUGCAGAGAUGUUUGUGAAAAUGUUAGCUGCGGCCCGAACUCGGAAUGUUUACCGGUCGAUCAUGUUGCUUUCUGUAAAUGCUUACCAGGUUAUGGAGGCGAGGCUAGCGAUACAAUUGUUGGAUGCAGACCAUUGCCAGUCCCAUGUAGCUCGUCAACGGAUUGCCCAGCCAACGCUUAUUGUAACGGAGGAGUCUGCAAACCGGCUUGCGCCUUGGACCAAGAGUGCGGAUUGGAUGAAAUUUGCUUGGAAAGUCAAUGCGUCAAUCCUUGUUCACUGCCAAAGGCUUGCGGAAUGAAUGCCGAUUGUCGAACAAAUAAUCACUACAAAUCAUGUGUCUGUCCAGCAGGUUUUACCGGAAACAGCGCCGUUGAGUGCGUGCGAAUUCCGGUCUCCUGCACCUCGAAUUUGGACUGUAUUGGUGGUAACACUUGCCGAGAUUCAAUGUGCUUGCCACGUUGCGAAUCAGAUCAAGUGUGCGCUUUGAACGAAAAAUGUAUCGGAAGCAAUUGUAUGCUGACAUGUCGUGUGGAUAAUGAUUGUUUCUUGGGUCAUAUUUGCUUGAAUAACCGUUGUAUCUACGCUUGUCGUUCGGACGAAGAUUGUACUUCAACUGAAAGCUGUUUGAAUAACACAUGCACCAAUCCAUGUAAUUUAUCACCAUGUGGGCCGAAUGCUGGAUGCACCGUAUUCAAUCAUCGUGCACAAUGCGCUUGUUUGAAUGGUCUAGUACCAAGUCCAACGGCCAAGAUUGGAUGUGUUCGUUCGCCUGCCACACCAUGUAGCUCAAGUCGAAAUUGCCAAGAUGGUCUAUUGUGUAUUCAAGGCGAGUGUAAAGCUCGUUGCUCCAGCGAUCGUGAAUGUUACAGCAAUGAACGUUGUGAGAGUGGCGUAUGCAAACCACUGUGCCGACGAGAUGAUGACUGUCGUCAUGGAGAAGUGUGUCAAGACUUUAUUUGCUCGGCUGGAUGUCGAUCAGAUGCUCACUGCCAAGGCAAUUUAGCUUGUGUCGGUCAAAAAUGCAUUGAUCCAUGCCUCGAACCAACGGCUUGUGGAUCAAAUGCCAACUGUAUCGUUCAAAAUCACGUGAAAUCAUGCAUUUGCCCAGAUUACUUGGUCGGAAAUCCAGUAAUCGGUUGCAAAUAUGCUCCGACAUCAUGUUCAAAUCACAACGAAUGCCCACCAAAUCAUUCAUGCUUCGGAAAUGUUUGCCAAGCAAACUGUAACAACGAUCAAAAUUGUUUGGCCGACGAACGAUGCGUGCGCGGAACGUGUCGAUCGAUUUGCAACAGCGACGCCUCAUGUGGAAAUGGUCAAAUUUGCGAGAAUCGAUUGUGUCAAAUUGGUUGCCGAAAUGAUUUGAGCUGCUCGGGAUCGGAAGCUUGCAUCAACAACAAGUGUCAAGAUCCAUGCAAAACAACAACACAAUGCGGACAGUGUGCCGAGUGUUUGGUCAUCAAUCAUGUUGUGCAAUGCAGUUGCCCGAAUGGUUUCCUCGGGAAUCCAUUCACCGGAUGUAAUUUGCCAUUGCAACGAUGCAAUUCAUUCUGCCAAUGCGAUGAAUCGGGACAAUACUGCGCUGAGAGCUGUUCAACUGACUCGCAAUGCUCGUGCGGUCAAAUUUGUGCGACCGGAAAAUGCCGCAGCAGAUGUAAUCCAGGCAACUGUAUGGAAGGACAAUUGUGUCAGGAUGGAGCUUGCAUUGCUGGCUGCCGAAAUAAUUUAGAUUGCUCAGGCGAUAGAUCGUGUAUAAAUGGCCAGUGCUUGGAUCCAUGUUCAUUGGACGAUACUUGCGGAGAGAAUGCCAUUUGUCGAGUUUCAGAACAUCGUGUGGUUUGCUUGUGCCCAGAUGGAUUCAGAGGUGAACCAACACAAGGAUGCACACGAUCAGAAUGUUCCGUUGACAGCGAUUGUGAAAUUGAUAAACGAUGUGAGGCUGGCUCAUGCAAAAAUCCAUGUUUGCAGGCCGGCGCUUGUGGUGUGAAUGCACAAUGCCGCGUCGUUAACCGACAAAAACAAUGCUCAUGUCCACCGGGACACUUUGGCCAGCCAGCUAUUGAAUGCUCAUUCGAAACGAAUGCAUGUGCAAGAAACCCAUGCGGCGCGAAUACAAGAUGCCGCGAUGUAAAUGGCGGCUAUGAAUGCUCUUGCGCACCAGAAUGCGAUGGUGAUCCGCACAAGGGCUGCUUAUGUGGCGGUGAAUGGAAGAAUGAUUGUGCCGGUCACACUUGCGGACGAAAUGCAGCUUGCCGUGUUAUCAACCAAAACGCAGCGGAAUGCUAUUGUCCACCACUUUAUCCAAGCGGAGACCCAUAUAAUGAAUGCACACCAUUGCGAGAAGUAAGCGAUUGUCUUCACAACGGUUGCUUGAACGGUGAAUGUGUUCGUGAAGGUUCACAAUAUGUAUGCAGACAAGACAAUGAAUGUACCAGUGAUUUAGAUUGCCCCAAUGAAAAAGCAUGUUUGAAUAAUGUAUGCGCGGAUCCAUGUGCGUUGCGGGAAGCAUGCGGAAUAAAUGCACUGUGCAAAACGGUGUUACAUCGUCCACGGUGCUCGUGUCCGAGCUGCUACAUCGGGCGAGCGAACGUCGAAUGCAAACCGGAUCCACAAUGCCAAUAUACUUCACCCCGACCGAAUGACAUUGGAACGUUGUGCAAUACAGACGCUGACUGUCAUGAAUCAUUGUCAUGUAAUCGACUUGGACAAUGCGUUGAUCCGUGUGAAAGUUCGACAUUCGCAUGUGAACCGAAUAAAAAGUGUGAAGCACGACGCCAUCGACCGGUAUGCGUGUGCAAAUCGGGUUUCGUUGUAAAUGAAUAUGGAGAAUUGAUAUGUGCACCAGAUAAACGUGAGUGUUCCCGAGACGAUGAAUGUGCCUCGAAUAUGGCAUGCAUUGAUUUGAAAUGUCAAAGCCCGUGUGUUGUACACAAUUCACGCGGUGCACCAUGUCCAGCCGAAAAAUCGUGUCAGGUGCAGGAUCAUAAACCCGUUUGCAUUUGCAUGAAAGAUUGUAGCCCAUCCGUAUCGAUAUGCUUAAGAGACAGCGGUUGUCCGGCCGGUUUGGCUUGCCGAAACUAUCAAUGUGUUAAUCCAUGCGAUCACGCCUCAUGCGCUGCUAACUCACCUUGCUUUGUGGAAGAUCAUAAACCCAUUUGCAAAUUCUGUCCACCAGGAUUUGUGGCUGACUCAAAAACAGGAUGCCAAAAAGAAAUUGGUUGCAAAUCAAGCGUCGAAUGUCCACAUCAAAAGGCAUGCAUCAAUUCAUUGUGCGUUGAUCCGUGUGCAUAUCAUCAAUGCGCGCCAAAUCAAGAUUGCCAUGUGGAUAACCAUCAACCGGUCUGCGUUCAUACAGGACGUGAUCCAUACGAUUGUAGCCAUUGCUCGGGAGGCGUUUGUGAUGCAGUCACUGGCGCAUGCGUUAAAGCUGAAAAUGCGACUAGGCUAACAACUAGCACACAGAAAACUCCAAUCACACCUACUUUAAGUACUAGCAAAACGAAUAACACAAGAGUUCCAAGCAAAGCAACACGAAAACCACCGUUUAGAACAACGACACCGAAACAAACGGAAAAAGACACGACAAAAGUGCCAACGGAAACCACAACAAUUGAAGGAGGUGAAGAUGUGACGACACAAGUGCCAAUCACACAAGCGCCAGUAACCACGCCGUCGAAAUACACAAGAAAACCACCAACCCGGACUACGACCGACCGAAGCGAUGAAACAACAACGCAAGAAACGACAACGAAGAAAUACGGAACAAAACCAUCAACUCGGACUACGACCGAACGAAGCGAUGAAACAACAACAAUACAAGAAACGACGACAAAGAAAUACGGAAGAAAACCAUCGACACGAACAACAACCGAAGGAAUUGAAGAAAAAACAACGCAAGAGCCAACUACUCCGAAAUACGUUCAAAAUACGACGAAAAAAUCACCAACUGGAACAACAAUUGAGGGAAUUGAGGGAAUUGAUGAAGUAACCACUACGAAAACUACCACACCGAGAUUCCCAAGUCAAGGAAAAGCUCCCUUCCAAACGACAACCGUCGAAGAAAGUGGUGAAACGACCACAUUUAAUCCAUUGGGCAAAAAUCCACGACUUAAUGAUAAUGUCACGGACAUAACAACUUCAGUGGAUGAUUUAACCACAUUAAUCAGUACAAUGACUGAUAGUUCGAUCACUGAAGACACCACAUUGCCCACAGAAUCAACCGAGAAAACGACUAGAGGAGUAGGAAUUGUAACGGAAUCGACCAGCGUCGAAACCACAUCAGUUGAUGUUGGACGCAUUUCGAAUACGACCAAACCCAUGGAAACAACCACUAACCAAAUACUAACCGUAACCGAAGGCAAGAAUAUCACCACCACUAUUGUGAGCGUAUCACAAACGGCAAGAAAAUUGUGCAAAACUAGAAAGGACUGCGCAACCAAUGAAUUCUGUGUUAAAAAACAUUGUGUACGAUUGUGUGAAACUAACGGUAACGUUACUAAAACCAGUGACGAUUGCGUCAAAGUCCAAUGCACACGCAACGAAGAUUGUUCUCUAGCUGAAGCAUGCAUCGAUGGAGCUUGUCGCCAUCCGUGCGAAGUUCGCAACCCAUGCGCACCAAACGCAGCCUGUGUCAAUGUGAACCACGGCAGCGAUUGCAGUUGCAUCGAAGGAUUUGCUGGCAAUGGCUAUGUUUCAUGCGAACCGGUUUAUGGAUAUCAACCGAUUUGUCAAUACAACGAAGACUGUCCACCAAACAAAUUAUGCGAUCGAUUGAAUAGACGUUGUAUCAACCCUUGCACAGUCGAUUCGUGCGGUGAUAAUGCCGAAUGUACGCCAGUAAAUCAUGGCAUUGAGUGUACGUGCCGAAAUGGUUUCAUUGGAAAUGCAUACAUCGAAUGUACCAGACUUCAAGGUUGCCGAACCGAUUCCGAAUGUGCAUCGAGCGAAGCAUGUGUCAACGGUCAAUGUGGUUCACCAUGCCAGUGCGGUAUUUCGGCUCUGUGCGAAGUUGUGAACCAUCGACCAAUUUGCAAAUGUCCAAACGGAUACUCAGGCGAUCCAAGAAUUGGUUGUAAUCCACCAUCGAAUGCAUGCGAACCGAACCCAUGUGGAUUGAACGCCAUGUGCGAAUUGGAUCGAGGAAAUCCAAUUUGCUUCUGUCCAAAGGGUCUCACUGGAAAUCCAUUCAAAAAUUGCAUUCCAGAAGGUGAUGAAUGCCAUCCAAAUGUCUGUGGUGAAAACAGUGGAUGUCGUGUUGUCAAUGAUACUCCAGUUUGCUUCUGUUUGCCAGAAUUUGAAGGAAGUCCACCAGCUGUGCCAUGUCAACCACCAAAAGAUGCUUGCUCAGUCUCAUCAUGCGGACCAAAUACACAAUGUACUCGUUUGGCGAAUGGAGUCGCUAAAUGCACAUGUUUACCAGGUUAUAUCGAAAGCCCGAACACAAUUCGUGGAUGCGUUGAGCCGAAGAGCGCUUGCGAACCAUUCCCUUGUGGUUUUGGAGCUUCUUGCGAUGUUGCACGAAACCCAGUUUGCUAUUGCCCAGAAGGAACAAUUGGAAAUCCAUUCAAACAAUGUAAACCACCAGUUAUUGUUAAAGAACUGUGCAAACCAGGAGUAUGUGGACCAAAUGCCGAUUGUUACGUUGCAAAUGGUCGUGAACAGUGCUUCUGUCGCGCCGGAUUCACUGGAGAUGCAUACAGUGGUUGUCAUGAGCCACCACGAUCGGUUUGCGAACCAAAUCCAUGUGCUCCAAACGGUCUCUGUCUCAUUCAAGAGAACGGUGAACCAAUUUGCUACUGUCCACCUGGAAUGGGAGGUGAUCCAACAACUGAAGGAUGCCACGGCUACGAAUGUCAUGCCGACAGUGAUUGUUCUGAAUUCCAUGCUUGCUUAGGAUUCAGAUGUCACGACCCAUGCCCAGGAUCAUGCGGAAUCGGCGCAAGUUGCAAAGUUGAGAGACACCAUCCAGUAUGCUAUUGUGAUAAUGGUUUAGAAGGUGAUCCACUAGUUAGAUGUUAUGUGCAAGAUGAGGAACCAAAGAAAUCACCUUGCUGGCCAUCUCCGUGUGGUGUGGGAGCACAGUGUAGUGUAUUGAAUGAUAGAGCUGUUUGCUCAUGCCUACCCGAUUACAUUGGAGAUCCACAAACUGGAUGCCAUGCUGAGUGUGUAAUCAAUUCAGAUUGUCCGGCUCAGAAGGCUUGUAUCAACAAACACUGUGAGAAUCCAUGCCAGGCAUCAACGUGCGGUGUCAACGCUGAGUGUCGUGUCUACGAUCACACUGCAAACUGUUACUGCCGAGAUGGUUUCAUGGGCGAUGCUUUUAUUCACUGCUUACCAAGUCAACCAUUGAGAAAUGUCACUGCCAAUCCAUGUGUGCCAUCACCAUGUUCGCCGGAAAGCGUAUGUCAUGUAUAUGGCAACGUAGCCGUCUGUGAUGUAUGUUCAAAUGUAGAUGGAUACAACAAUCCUGGAUGUCGACCGGAGUGUUUGUCAAACAGCGAUUGUGGAUUCAGUCGAGCUUGUAUCAAUCAACGUUGUUUGGAUCCGUGUGUUGGAACAUGCGGACAAAAUGCCAUUUGCACAGUUGUGAAUCAUAAUCCAAUUUGCUCGUGCCCACAAGGACUUUAUGGCAACCCAUUUGAACAUUGUUCAGUGUCAAUUCAACCGAUUCCACAUGUGCCAGCUAGCUGCGAUUCAACCCAAUGUGGACCGAACACCGAGUGCAGAGAACAUAACGGGAUCCUCGCUUGUGUUUGCCAGAGAGGUUAUUUCGGUGAUCCAUUGAUGGGAUGCCGACCAGAAUGUGUUGUAAAUCCAGACUGUCCAUUGGAUCGAUCGUGUGAAGGUCAAAAAUGCGUCAAUCCUUGCGAGCAUGCAUGCGGCAGAGGUGCUUUAUGCCAAGUUGUGAAUCAUGCUGCAGUUUGUUUCUGCCCAGAAGAUCAUACCGGAGAUGCGCUCGUAUCGUGUACACCAUACAUUCGACCGCAGAUACCCAUCGAUGAUAGCCGUCCGCCAUUGAAUCUGUGUGAUCCAUCGCCGUGCGGCCCCAACAGUCGUUGCUUGAUUUCACCAACUGGUCAUGGUGCGGUUUGUUCAUGUUUGCCUGGCUACAGAGGCAAUGCACCAGCUUGUACACCAGAAUGCGUCAGUCAUUCUGAAUGUCCAUCGAACAAAGCAUGCGUUAACUUGAAGUGUGUCAAUCCAUGCGUUGGUGGAGUUUGCGGUGUUGGAGCACGUUGCGAAGUAAUCAAUCACAAUCCAAUUUGUAGUUGUGCUCCGGGCGAAACCGGAAAUCCAUUUGAAUCGUGCCAUUUAGUUCGGAUUGAAGAGGUGCCAGAACCACGACACCCGUGUUCACCAUCGCCGUGUGGCCCAUUCUCGAUUUGCCAAGUGAAACAAGGCCAUCCAGUUUGCUCGUGCGUUGAAAAUUACACCGGCCAUCCGCCAUACUGUCGUCCGCAGUGUGUAUUGAAUAAUGACUGUCCUCAUGACAAGGCUUGCAUCAGAGAACGAUGCGAAAAUCCAUGCGCAAACACAUGCGGAGCAAACGCUGAAUGCCAUGUCGUUGCUCAUUCAGCGUUCUGUAACUGUUUGCCAGGCUUCAGAGGUGAUGCUUUCACCGGAUGUACAUUAGAAUCCGUCGAAAGAAUUCCACUUGAUCCAUGUUUCCCAUCGCGAUGCGGAGAAAAUUCAAUUUGUACCGUGGAAAAUGGCAUCGGCAAAUGUAGUUGUAUUCCACCAUACAUUGGAGAUGCUUACGGUGCCGGAUGCCGACCGGAAUGUGUAUACAAUUCCGAUUGUGCCAGUGGAAUGGCUUGCAUCCGACAGCAUUGCAGAGAUCCAUGCCCAGGUGUUUGUGGUCCUUCGGCUGAGUGUAGCGUUGUCAAUCACGUUCCAGUUUGUACAUGCCCAAGAAACUAUGAAGGUAAUCCAUUUACCGGUUGCAGAGUAAUUCCACGGAAACCUGAUAUACCACCGAAUCCAUGCGAGCCCAGCCCAUGCGGAAGCCAUAGCAUUUGUCGUGUCAUUGGUGAACGUCCAACAUGCUCGUGCCAAUCAGAUUUUGUGGGUAAUCCACCAAAUUGUCGACCGGAAUGUGUUACCAGCAGCGAAUGUCUUCAACACGAGGCCUGUAUUAAUCAAAAGUGCAGAGAUCCAUGCGAAGGAACGUGCGGUCUUAAUGCAGAGUGUAGAGUGAUCAAUCACAAUCCAAUCUGUGGCUGCCCAAGAGACUUCAUUGGAGAUCCAUUUGAACAAUGCAUACCGAGACCAUAUGAUACACCACCAGAAACAAAUCCAUGUUUGUCUGGUGCUUGUGGUCCAAAUUCAGAGUGUCACGUAGUAGAAGGUCGUGCAGUGUGCUCAUGUGCCCUUGGUAUGCUUGGUGCACCACCAAAUUGCCGACCCGAAUGUGUGAUUCAUCAAGAGUGUCCUUCGAAUCGUGCUUGUAUUGCUCAGCAAUGUCAAGAUCCUUGCUACGGCUCGUGCGGAUUCAAUGCAAGAUGUACGACGCAAAAUCAUCAACCAAUUUGCUCAUGCAUUGAAGGAUUUGAAGGUGACCCAUAUGCAAGUUGCACUCCACGUCAAAUUGUCUUGUAUACGCCACUGGAUGUGUGUUCGAGUACGCCAUGUGGCGCGAACGCGGUGUGUAGAGAACAUAAUGGUGUUGGUUCGUGUACUUGCAUGCAAGACUAUUUCGGUGAUCCUUACUUUGGCUGCAAGCCGGAAUGCUUACAAAGCUUUGAUUGUCCAUGUAAUUUUGCCUGUAUCAAUGCCAAGUGUGUCGAUCCGUGUGAAAAUGCGUGCGGCAUGAAUGCCGAAUGUUCCGUCGUCAAUCAUGCUCCAAUGUGCUAUUGCAUCCCUGGCUAUACUGGAAACGCUCUGUUCGGUUGCCAUCCGAUUCCAGAUAAUUCAUAUUUGCCGUUACCAAAAGACAAUCCAUGUGUACCAUCACCAUGUGGGUUGUACAGCGAUUGUCAUGUUGUUGAAAAUCAUCCAGUUUGCUCUUGUCUAGCUGGUUACUUGGGGGCACCACCGGAUUGUCAUCCAGAAUGUAUGAUCAGCGCUCAAUGUCCAUUUGACAGAGCCUGUAUUAAUCAACAAUGCGUCGAUCCUUGUCCGGGUAUUUGCGGUUUGAGCGCUAUGUGCCGUGCUGUGAACCAUAAUCCAAUUUGUUCAUGUUCUCCGGGUUUUACCGGUGAUCCGUUCACUCGUUGUGUCCCUAUUCCAGAGCCGAUUUAUCCAAUUGCUGUUCUAAAUCCAUGCGAUGGUAAUAUAUGUGGACCAAAUGCCGUAUGCAGAGUUCAUAAUUCUCAAGCCGUUUGUUCGUGUUUGCCAAAUUACAUCGGUCGGCCACCAAAUUGCCGACCAGAGUGUAUCAUGGAUGAAGACUGCUCAACAACGUUGGCUUGCGUAUGUGACAAAUGCAAAAAUCCAUGUGAGGGAACUUGUGGGCCCAAUGCUCACUGCACAGUUCUAUAUCACAGAGCGCACUGCAUUUGCAACGGUGGUUUCACUGGCGACCCGUUCACCGGAUGUAGUCAGAUCAUUCUAUACGAAGAACCAUCUCAGCCUUGCCAUCCAUCACCCUGUGGAGUUAAUGCAUUAUGCGAACAACGCAAUGACGUUGGGUCAUGUAAAUGUGUACCUGAAUAUUAUGGUGAUCCGUAUGUUGAAUGCCGACCUGAAUGUGUUUCAAAUUCUGAAUGUCCAUCGAAUCGUGCUUGCAUAAACAACAAAUGCCAACAUCCAUGUCCGGGAACAUGUGGCGAGCUCGCCUUCUGUCAUAUCAUCAAUCAUUCGCCAAUUUGUAGUUGUCUUGAAGGUUAUAUCGGUAAUCCGCUAGUCGCUUGUGCUUUGCCACCGGUUCAAGCCACUCCAAUCGAAACGCCUUGUUCGCCAACGCCGUGCGGUUUUAACAGUCAAUGUCGUGAGCUCGAUAAUCACGCUGUAUGCAGUUGUUUACCGGAUAUGAUCGGUGCACCACCAAAUUGUCGUCCAGAAUGUUUGGUCAGUUCUGAAUGUGCUCUCGAUAGAUCGUGCAUCAAUCAAAAAUGCAAAAAUCCAUGCGAAGGAGUUUGUGGAUUGAAUGCAAGAUGUCAAGUGGUUAAUCAUAAUGCAAUUUGUAGCUGUGAGCUAGGUUACAGUGGCGAUCCAUUUGUUAGAUGUAUCAAAGAAGAAAUACGUCAUCCAAUUGUACCAAUCACGCCGAUUGCUGGCUGUGUCCCAACGCCGUGCGGCCCCAAUUCGCAGUGCCGAGAAGUCGGCGAAACACCCGUAUGUUCAUGCUUGCCAAAUUAUAUCGGAAGAGCGCCAAAUUGUCGACCUGAAUGUGUUACCAAUUCGGAAUGUUCACGAAAUUUGGCUUGCUUAAAUGAACGUUGUGUCGAUCCUUGUAUUGGUGUUUGCUCAUCUCAAGCCACCUGCAAUGUUUAUAAUCACCAACCGAUCUGUCGAUGCCCCGAUGGGUAUACUGGCGAUCCAUUCGUCGCUUGCGCUCCGAUUCCAAUUUAUCACGAGCCAGAGGUGACUGCUUGUCAAGCCAGUCCAUGCGGAAUCAAUGCUGAGUGCCAUGAACGAAACAACGCUGGUGCAUGUACUUGUUUGCCAGAAUAUUAUGGUGAUCCAUACGUUGAAUGUCGGCCAGAAUGUGUGAUGAAUAGCGAUUGUCCAAAGACGAAAUCUUGUUUCAAUCUAAAAUGUGUUGAUCCAUGCGUCGGAGUUUGUUCAUCGAAUGCUGAAUGUUUCGUUGUAAAUCAUUCGCCGUUGUGCACUUGUUCGUCGGGAUAUACUGGAAAUCCAUCGAUUGGUUGCUAUGAAAUUCCAAGACUACCUGAAAAGCCAGAGGUUCAGUUGUGCCACCCAUCGCCGUGUGGACCUUACAGUCAAUGUAAAGAGAUAAACGAUCAUGCGAUUUGUUCGUGUCUUGAAAAUUACAUUGGCAGUCCGCCAGCUUGCCGGCCCGAGUGUACAAUCAAUUCCGAUUGUUUGCCCGAUCGAGCGUGUAUAAAUCAUAAGUGCGUCGAUGCUUGUGCUUCUUGUCCGUGCGGUGAUCAGGCUCGUUGUCAUGCUAUCAAUCACAAUCCUAUCUGUAGUUGUCCUUUGGGUUAUACGGGUGAUCCAUUUGUUCGAUGCACUCCUGAAGAGAAACGACCUGUGUAUGUUGAGCCGGAACGGCCAAAAUGUGUGCCAAAUCCGUGCGGACCAUUUUCACAGUGUCGCGAAAUUGGUUCGACCGCUGUAUGCUCAUGUUUGCCGAAUUACAUUGGACGCGCGCCAAACUGUCGUCCCGAGUGCACUUCGAAUUCGGAGUGUGCGGCAAACCGAGCAUGCAUCAACGAACGCUGUAAUGAUCCGUGUCCGGGCAGCUGUGGUAUUUCAGCAUACUGUAGCGUUUUAAAUCACUCACCUGUAUGUACUUGCGAUAGUGGUUAUACGGGUGAUCCAUUCUCUGGAUGUUAUCCAAUACCAAUCAUUCGCGACGAAGUUCAACAUCCCUGUGCACCAAAUCCAUGCGGUGCUAACGCUGAAUGUAUUGAGAAGAGCGGUGCUGGUGCAUGCAAAUGCUUGCCGGAAUAUUUCGGCGAUCCAUACAGUGGUUGUCGACCACAAUGCGUUAUAAACAGCGAUUGCCCCAGCCAUUUGGCUUGUCUCAAUAAUAAAUGCAAAGAUCCCUGCCCCGGUGUAUGUGCAUUGAACGCUGAAUGUCGCGUUGCUAACCAUGUACCAACUUGCCAUUGUAUGAUUGGCUACGUAGGAAAUCCAUUGACUGGAUGCCAUAGAGAAGAACAACCUCCAAUUAAACACCACGAUGUUACCGAAUUGUGCCAACCAAACCCGUGCGGUUUGAAUAGUCAGUGCCGUGUUGUGAGCGAGCAUGUGGUUUGCUCAUGUUUACCAGGUUUCAUUGGCAGUGCACCAAAUUGCCGACCUGAAUGUAUGAUUAGUGCCGAAUGUGCACAGAAUCGAGCCUGUAUAAAUAGUAAAUGUGUUGAUCCGUGCAUUGGCACAUGUGGACAACACGCCCGAUGCCAUGUCGUUAAUCACAAUCCAAUCUGUUCAUGUUCGCCUGGUUAUACUGGUGAUCCUUUCAUUCGCUGUGUAGUACAACCAACAGCUGUAGUUACACCAAGACCAAGCGGAAAUCCUUGUAUCAACAAUCCCUGCGGUCCGUUUAGUCAGUGCCGCGCUGUCGGUGAUACGCCUGCAUGUUCAUGUUUACCUAAUUACGUUGGACGGGCGCCAAACUGUCGACCCGAGUGCAUUCACUCGGCCGAAUGCCCGGCCAAUUUAGCAUGUAUAAAUGAGCGGUGUGGCGACCCAUGUGUGGGUGCAUGUGGUAUACAUACAUUCUGUACGGUUAUAAAUCACAAUUCUAUCUGUCAGUGUGAUCAUGGUUUCACUGGCGAUCCAUUCUCGGGUUGUACAGAAAUUCCUAAAUUGCCAUCGCUACCACCAAAGAGCCCAUGUUCACCUUCGCCAUGCGGAGCUAAUGCCAUUUGCAAAGAACAGAAUGACGUUGGUUCAUGCACUUGCUUACCAGAAUACUAUGGAGAUCCAUACACUGGAUGUAGACCAGAAUGUGUACAAAAUUCCGAAUGUGAUCAAUCGAAAGCCUGCGUAAAUAAUAAAUGCAAAGAUCCAUGCCCCGGCGUUUGCCCAGUCAAUGCGAUUUGUACGGUUCGAAAUCAUGCACCAAAUUGCUUCUGUGAUAACGGUUUCACCGGAAAUCCGGCUAUCUCUUGUACUCCAAUCGAAAUCCCAACGACUCCACCUCAAAUAUGUUCUCCCAAUGUCUGCGGACCAUACAGUAUUUGCCAUGAAAAGAAUCAGCAUCCAGUGUGCUCAUGCCAACCGGGCUACAUUGGAAUGCCACCAAAUUGUAGAGCCGAAUGUGUUGUUAGUUCCGACUGUCCUCAAGAUAAAGCAUGCUAUAAUCAAAAAUGUGGCAAUCCAUGUACACCCGGAACGUGUGCCCAUAAUGCCAUUUGCAAAGUAGUCAACCAUAAUCCAAUCUGUAGCUGCUCCAAAGGUUUCACUGGUAACCCAUUCGAACAAUGCAUUCAAAUCCAAACCAAUUAUACUCAAAGAGAUGAUCUAAACCCUUGUUUAAACAAUCCAUGUGGACCGAAUUCGCAAUGCCGUGUUAUUGGAAAUCAGGGCGCUUGUUCAUGUUUACCGAAUUAUUUAGGACGGCCGCCAAAUUGCCGGCCCGAAUGCACAUCAAAUGAAGAAUGUGCCAGCAACAAAGCAUGUAUAAAUGACCGUUGCAUCGAUCCAUGCAUAGGCAAAUGCGGUGAAAACGCCGUUUGUAAUGUAGUUAAACAUAAUGCUGAAUGUAAUUGCAUUUCUGGAUACGAAGGCGAUGCAUUUACACGAUGUACAGUAAUCGUUGUUCCAUUACCAGUUGAACCGGAAUCAACGCCAUGCCAACCAUCGCCGUGUGGAAUUAAUGCGGAGUGUCGUGAACGAAAUGGUGCCGGUGCAUGUUAUUGCUUGCCUGGUUUCGAUAUGGGCAAUCCAUACGACAAGGAGCGCGGAUGUCAUCGUGAGUGUGAAAUCAAUGAAGAUUGUGAUGGCCGAGCGGCUUGUGUUCGAUACAAGUGCGUUGAUCCUUGCAUUGGCAUUUGCGGAACAUACGCAUUGUGCCAUGUUGCAAAUCACAUUCCAACCUGUACUUGCCCGGACGGUUUAACGGGGGAUCCAUUCUUGGAAUGCCGAGAAAUACCAACAAAACGACCCGAAGAACGCAAAUUCCCAUGUUCACCAUCACCGUGCGGACCGAACUCGAAUUGCCGUGAUAAUGCUGGACAAGCUGUGUGCUCUUGUGCAUCUGGUUUCAUUGGUACACCGCCAAAAUGUCGACCAGAAUGUGUUGUAAAUAGUGAAUGUCCAUCGGAUAGAGCUUGCAUCCAUCAGAAAUGUGCUGAUCCAUGCCCGAAUUCGUGCGGUAUUGGCUCAGUUUGUCACUCAAACAACCACAAUCCAAUUUGUGCUUGUCCGAACGGCUUCACCGGUGAUCCAUUCAAACAAUGUACGCGAAUCCAGAAAAUCGAACCAAUACCAACAGAACCACCACCAACAUGCACACCGUCGCCGUGUGGACCCAAUUCAAAGUGUCAAAUGAUCUCCGGUAGUCCAGCAUGCUCAUGUUUGGAAAAUUACAUUGGAAUGCCACCGAAUUGUCGGCCAGAAUGUGUUCUUAACAGCGAAUGCCCCGGUCAACAGGCAUGUAUUCAACAAAGAUGCAAAGAUCCAUGCCCUGGAUCAUGUGGAUUUGAAGCAACUUGCCAUGUCUUGAAUCAUGUUCCGAUCUGUACAUGUAAUGAUGGAUAUGAAGGUGAUCCAUUCGUGCAAUGCAAACCGAUAGUACAUGUUGAACCGCCUACAGAACAGAGAGAUUUCUGCAGUGAACAGCCAUGUGGACCAAAUGCUGAAUGUAUUGGCAAUGAAUGUAGAUGUAUUGCCGAAUAUCAAGGAAAUCCAUACGAAGGAUGCCGACCGGAGUGCACGAAUAAUGCAGAAUGUAGUCGAGAUCGAGCUUGUUUGCGCUAUAAAUGCAUCAAUCCAUGUGUUGGAACAUGCGGUCAGAAUGCUUUAUGCGAAGUUGUGAAUCAUAUUCCAAUUUGCACUUGCCCACAGGGAUACACGGGAGAUCCAUUCACAAACUGCCAUCCAGAUGUGGUUCCAACACCGCCAAUUGGCGACGUUUGCAAUCCAUCACCAUGCGGGGCAAACAGUCGAUGUCGCGAUGUCAGCGAUCAUGCGGUGUGCUCAUGUUUACCAGGAUUCAUUGGUACGUCGCCACAAUGUCGUCCAGAAUGUGUUGUUUCUUCGGAAUGUGCACCAACGCAGGCCUGUAUCAAUCAGAAAUGUAUUAAUCCCUGCAUUGGAACUUGUGGCGUAAAUGCAAGAUGUGAAGUGAUCAAUCACUCGCCAAUUUGUAGUUGUAAACCUGGUGAAACAGGAGAUCCGUUCCGAAGUUGUACACCCGUACGACAUGACGAAGAGCCACAUGAAAGGGUAAAUCCAUGUUUGGCUGAUCCAUGCCAAGAUCGAUGCAAUCCAUGUGGUUCGAACAGCAAAUGCCACGCAGUUGGUGAGACCGCAUCAUGUCAAUGCAUCAGCGGUUACAUUGGACAACCACCGAAUUGCAGACCAGAAUGUGUGAUCAAUGCCGAUUGUCCAGCUCAAUUGGCAUGUAUAAAUAAAAAGUGCCAGAAUCCGUGCGAAGGAUCAUGUGGUACGGGAGCCGAAUGCCAUGUUAUUAGUCAUACCGUUUCAUGUGUUUGUCCAACUGGUCAUACUGGCAAUCCAUUUGUUCAGUGUAUCAUUCAAGAACACGAAGAAAUCAAUCCAUGCGAACCAAGCCCGUGCGCAUCGAACGCUGAAUGCAUUCAUCGCAAUAAUGUUGGCGCUUGUCGCUGUAUCGAAGGCUAUCAUGGAAAUCCAUACGAAGGAUGUCGACCAGAAUGUGUGCUCGCAUCGGAUUGUCCAUCGGAUAAGGCUUGCAUAAAUCAAAAAUGCCGAGAUCCAUGCCCGGGCGUGUGCGGACAGAAUGCCGAAUGUGCACCAGUCAAUCAUGUGCCAACAUGCACUUGCCACAAUGGUUUCACCGGUGAUCCAUUCACAGCUUGUCAACGAUAUGAAGAACCAGUACCACAAGUACCAAUUGACGUAUGCCGUCCCUCACCUUGUGGCCCCAACAGCAUAUGCCAUGAAGUGAAUGGUGUUGCGGUUUGUUCAUGUGUCGAUCAAUACAUUGGAACUCCACCAAAUUGUCGACCGGAAUGUACAGCCAACUCCGAGUGCCCAUCAAACAAAGCGUGCCAUAAAUUCAAAUGCUCCAACCCGUGUGUUGGAACGUGUGGCGUCGGAGCAAACUGUCAAGUAAUCAAUCACAAUCCGAUUUGCAGUUGCCCAUCGAAUUUGAUUGGAGAUCCAUUCGUUAGAUGUUAUCCAAAACCACCAGAAGUUGAACCAGCUCCAAGACCAGCCUCACACCCAUGUUUCCCUUCGCCAUGUGGAAAUUUCGCGGAAUGUCGACCGAUCAAUGAUCGGCCAUCAUGCUCAUGCUUACCAAAUUACUUUGGCUCACCGCCAAAUUGCCGACCCGAAUGUGUGGUCAAUACUGAUUGUCCGUCAGAUAAAUCGUGUAUUGCUGAACGUUGUCGCAAUCCAUGCGAAGGAUCAUGUGGCUUCAAUUCAGAGUGCCGUAUUCAAAAUCAUAUUCCGAUUUGUACAUGCCGAAGUGGUUUUACCGGCGAUCCAUUCACACAGUGCAUUGAAAUCUACGAACCACCAAAAGAACGUCCACCACCAUAUAGCCCAUGUGAUCCAAACCCAUGCGGAAGCAAUGCCUUGUGCGACAAUGCUGUUUGCACUUGCGUAAAGGAUUAUCAUGGUGAUCCGUAUGUCGGUUGCCGACCAGAAUGCACAAUGAACACGGAAUGUAGCCCGAACAAAGCGUGCAUCAAUAACAAAUGUGUUGAUCCAUGUCCAGGCACAUGUGGAACUCAAGCCAUUUGCGAUGUUUCAAAUCAUAUCCCAAGCUGCGCUUGUCCACCAGGAUUUACUGGCAAUCCAUUCGUUGCUUGCAAAAUAAGACCCGAUGACACACCGCUAGAUCUUUGCAAUCCAAAUCCAUGUGGAUUGAAUUCCGUUUGCCGUGUUGCAAAUGGUGUGGCUGUGUGCGCUUGUCAAUCAAAUAUGAUUGGUGCGCCACCAAACUGCAAGCCAGAAUGUGUUGUUACAGCCGAAUGUGAUUUACAGAGAGCUUGUGUCAAUCAAAAAUGUGUUGAUCCUUGCAUCGGAACGUGCGGUCAAUAUGCUGAAUGCCAAGUAAUCAAUCAUAGACCGAUCUGUAGUUGUGCAGCUCGCCUCACUGGUGAUCCAUUUACUCGAUGCUAUGAACCACUUCCACCACCACCUGAUAAGCCUAUCAAUUCGUGCAUACCGACACCAUGCGGACCCCAUUCAGAGUGUAAGGUCAUCAACGAAAGUCCAGCCUGUUCAUGUUUGCCAACAUACCUGGGAUCACCGCCAAAUUGUCGUCCAGAAUGUUCGAUAAACUCCGAGUGUCCAGCUCAUCAGGCCUGUAUGAAUCUAAAAUGUGUUGAUCCAUGCCCAGGAUCAUGUGGUAUCAAUACACAGUGCACCGUAAUCAAUCAUACGCCAUCAUGUACAUGUGAUAAUCAAUACACCGGAGAUCCAUUCCAAGGUUGUGUGCGGAUUCCAGUGCAAGAAAUACCAGAAGAGCCAAAAGUAAGUGAUGUUUGCUUCCCCUCACCAUGUGGAGCUAACGCUCGAUGCCGUUCAGAAAAUGGUAAUGCAAUUUGUGAAUGUAUACGUGAUUAUCACGGUAAUGCAUACGAAGGAUGUCGACCAGAGUGCACAGGAAACUCAGAUUGUCCAAUGAGCAAGGCUUGUAUCCAUAACAAAUGUCAAGAUCCUUGUAUCGGAAUUUGUGGCGUUGAAGCAGUUUGUACGGUAUCGAAUCACAUUCCAAUUUGUUCGUGCCCAGUUGGAACGACUGGUGAUGCCUUCAGACAAUGUGUGAUUUACGUCAUUGAAAAGCGACCAGAUGAGCAAAUUGAUCCAUGCUACCCAUCGCCAUGCUCAGUGAACACCGUUUGUAGAAAUCAAGCUAAUACGGCUGUAUGUGAAUGUAUCUCAGGCUAUUUCGGAGAUCCAAACGGAGCCGGAUGUCAUCCAGAAUGUGUGAUCAGCUCAGAUUGUCCACGAACCAAAUCAUGUGUGAACAACAAAUGUGUUGAUCCAUGUCCAGAUGUGUGCGGUUAUGGUGCAACAUGUAGAACGGUUAAUCAUAGUCCAAUUUGUUCAUGCCCCGAUCGUACAUAUGGCGAUCCAUUUGUUGAAUGUCGACCACAGGUUCGGGACGAACCAACCAAUCCAUGUGUACCAAAUCCAUGCAAUGUUAACGGUUAUUGUAGAGUUGUGAAUGGAGCUGCCGUUUGCACAUAUCCUGAAUGUAUAACGAACGAUGAUUGUUCGACAGAUAGAAGCUGCUUCAAUCAGAAAUGUAGCGAUCCAUGUUUGAACGCUUGCGGAGUGAAUGCCAUUUGUCAUGCUAUUAACCAUCAACCAGUUUGCUCAUGUCCACCGAGGUACGUUGGUUCACCGUAUGUACAAUGUGUUUUGCCACGCGAACCACCAACGCAACUGAAACCAGAAUGUGAAAGUGACUCAGAAUGUCCAAACGAUAAGGCUUGCAUCAAUGAGAAAUGCCAGAACCCGUGUGCCCAAGGUAGAAUUUGCGGUGAAAAUGCUGUCUGUCACGUUCAAGCACACAGACCAUUAUGUGUUUGCCAUGAAGGCUACACCGGAAACGCUCAGAUUGCUUGUUAUGAAAUUGGAUGCCGUGCUGACAAUGACUGCCCGACCACACAUGCUUGUGUAAACCGUAAUUGCGUUGAAGUUUGUGAUCAAAUUCAAUGCGGUCGCAAUGCCAUCUGUCGAUCAGAUUACAGUCAUCAUGCACGAUGCUAUUGCUUGGAUGGAUAUCGUGGAAACCCGUUGGUUUCUUGCGAACGACCUGAAUGCACGACAAACAACGAUUGCCCAUUCCAUUUGGCUUGUUUGAACGAACGCUGUCAAGAUCCAUGCAAUUGUGCAAAAGGCGCUCAAUGCCGCGUUGAUAAUCAUGUUGCCACCUGUAAAUGUUUGCCAGGAUAUGUUGGUGAUGCUUACACCAGAUGUACUCUAGUCGAAGUUCAGCACACGCCACAAUGUACGGUCGAUGCAGACUGUCCAUCGAAAUUGGCUUGCUUCAGUAAUGUCUGUAAGAAUCCAUGCACCGAAACGAGACCGUGUGGACCUCAUGCCGUUUGCUCGGUUGUUGAUUCGUUGCCAUUGAGAACAAUGGUUUGCACAUGUGAGCCUGGUUUCGUUGGUAACGCAGACCAUGGAUGCAAUCCAGAACCACUCAAAGAUGCUGGUUGUGUGUCGAAUGACGACUGUGGCCCAUCCGAAAACUGUCAGAACCGAAUUUGUGAGAAUCCAUGCAAAAAUGGCAAUCCAUGUGACAAGAGUGCCGAAUGUCUUGUUGAAAAUCAUCGUGCGGUUUGCACUUGUCCACCAGGAUUUACUGGCGAUCCGUUUGUCAGUUGCUUCCAAGAUCGUGUUGAACCAAGACCACAAUGUACUACCGACAGCGAUUGCCCGUCAUCAAAGGCGUGCAUCAAUCAAGCUUGUAGAGAUCCAUGUAUUGAACGUAAUCCGUGCAGUCAAAAUGCUGAAUGCCGUACAAUUCAACAUCAUCCAACCUGUCACUGUCCUACGGGAUGGGCAGGCGAUCCACAACGACAAUGCUACAAACCGGAAUGUAAGAUCAAUUCGGAUUGUCCAUAUGACAAGGCAUGUUACAAUGAGAAAUGUUUCAACCCAUGCACAUACGGUGGAACUCAAUGCGGACGCGGUGCUGAAUGCUUGGCACAAAACCAUCAAGCCAAUUGCAUUUGCCCGGCUGGAACUCAAGGAAACCCAUUGAUCUCGUGUGUACGAGGCAUUUGCCAAUAUAACGAAGACUGUUUGGAUGACGAAGCUUGUGAUCGAUUGAAUCGUGUAUGCCGUAAAGUCUGUGAUAUUGACUCGUGUACUGAGAAUGCUCGUUGCGAAGGAAGAAACCAUCAACCAGUGUGCACUUGUUUGCCAGGCUUACUUGGAAAUCCAUAUGUUCAAUGCUCACGCAAACCGGAUACACCACAAUGUACUACUGAUUCAAAUUGUCCACCAUCAUUCACUUGUGUGAAUCAACGUUGCGAGAAUCCAUGCGCUAGAUCAGAUGUUUGCGAUACGCAACAAACUUGCACCGUUUUGGAUACAUCACCAAUUCGAUCAGUUAUGUGCAGAUGUCCACCGGAUACAGUCACCGAUGCUCGAGGCCAUUGCAAACCGAUCAAUUACGAUGCGAUUGGUUGUCGCUCAGACGAUGAAUGCUCAGAUCCAGAUAAAUGCAUAAAUGGCGCUUGUGUUAUUGCUUGCAGCGUUGAUAGAUGCGGUAUUAAUGCUCAGUGUGAAUCGAAAUUACAUCGUGGACUCUGUUCUUGUCCACCGGGGUACACUGGAAAUCCACAUAUUGAAUGCUCGCCGAUACCAAAACAACCAAAUGUCAUAACGCCAGCCGAUUGUUACACCGACGACGAUUGUCCAUUCGAUCGUACAUGCCGAAAUGAACGGUGCGUGAAUCCGUGCUAUCCAAGUCCAUGUGGACGUGGCGCUUUCUGUUUCGCAGAAAAUCAUCAACCAAUUUGCAAGUGCCCAAGUGGAUUCACCGGAUCGCCAUUGAUCGCUUGUAUUCCAUCGCCUGAAUUAACGGUCGGUUGUAAAUCGAACUCAGGGUGUACGCUAUCGGAAUCAUGUGUGAACGAACUGUGUACAAGCCCAUGCAACUGUGGCGUUGAUGCUGAAUGUCACGUACAAAACCAUCAUCCAAUUUGUGUAUGCAAACCGGGCUACUCAGGAAAUCCACAAUUCGGUUGCUUCAAAUUGGAAUGUCAAUCGAAUGAUGAUUGUUCGAAUGACAAAACGUGCUACAAUAAUGAAUGUAUCAACCCAUGCGUAUUAGGAGAUCCAUGUGCUGUGAAUGCUGAAUGCUUCGGAUUGAAUCAUCAAACGGCAUGCCGAUGCUUAUCUGGUUACAAGGGUAGUCCAUUCGAACGAUGCGAACGAAUCGAAUGUAGUUCCGACUUUGAAUGCCCUGGAGAUCGGGCUUGCUUGAAUCAUCAUUGCGUGAAUCCAUGUGAACAGGAUUCACCAUGUGCACCGAAUGCCAUUUGCUUCGUUCGAAAUCAUGCCGCAACAUGCAAGUGCCCAGAGGAUAUGCCAAACGGAAAUCCACUUUCGUAUUGUGAACGAAUUCAAUUGGAUAUUGGACCCGAAUGUAAAUAUGAUGACGAUUGUCCAAGUAGAUUGGCUUGUAUUCGAGAGAAAUGCGUUGAACCGUGCAAAGAAUUGACACCAUGCGCUCCGUCGGCCCGGUGCAGUGUUUUGGAUAGUUCACCAGUUCGAACAAUGGUUUGUGAAUGUCCAGAAUUAUUCGUACCGGAUGAAAACGGUGAAUGUCGUCGCAUUAUCAUUCAAACACCACCAGGCUGCAAACAAGAUUCCGAUUGCCCAACGGAUGAAUCGUGUAUCAAUCGACAGUGCCGAAGCCCAUGUGAUUGCGGACCACACGCUACUUGUUUGGUUAAAGAUCAUCGCGCAACAUGCAGCUGUCUGCCAGGAUACGAAGGAAAUCCGAAUAUCAUGUGCCGAACAGUUGGUUGCCGAAGUAAUUCCGAGUGCGAUUCAGGACGUGCUUGUAUCAAUGGAAACUGUGUCAAUCCUUGCGUCAUUGAUAACCCAUGCGGAUUGAAUGCUGAAUGCUAUGUUACCGGAAACCGAGCCGAAUGCAGAUGUUUCAGUGGCUACCGUGGAAAUCCAUUCGAAGUGUGCCGAGUUAUUGGCUGUCGCAGUAACAGCGAUUGUCCAAGUGACAAAGCUUGCGAGAAUGCGGUUUGUGUUAAUCCAUGUGUUUAUGAUCACGCUUGUGCGCCACAUGCCGAAUGUUCACCACAGAAUCACAUGCCAGUUUGCAAGUGUCAAGAAGGUUUUACUGGUAAUCCAUAUGUUGAUUGUAGACGAGAACCACAAGUUGAAUGUACAGUUGAUGGCGAUUGCUCAUCGCGAUUGGCGUGUAUUAAUCAUGAAUGCGUAAAUCCAUGCACAACACUCGAACCAUGCGUUCAACCAUCAAAAUGUGAAGUCGUUCCAUCGCUACCAGUCAGAACAAUGAUUUGCAUUUGCCCCGAAGGUUAUGUAAGCAGUGGAAAUGGAACGUGCAAACCAUUGGAAGCUAUCGUUCGAGUUGGAGGUUGUGUUUCAGACUCGGAGUGUCCAUCAGAUAAGGCUUGUAUUAAUGACAUCUGUAGAGAUCCAUGCGCCUGUGCACCGAACGCCAUUUGUCGGGUGAAAGAUCACAAACCGAUUUGCUCAUGCGAACAAGGUUACGAUGGCCAACCAGAGAUUCAAUGUACACACAUUGGAUGUCGAUCAGACGAUGAAUGUUCAACAACUCAUUCGUGCAUUAAUCGACAAUGCGUUCCGGUUUGCGCCGCCGAUGGCAGCACAUGUGGAGAACGGGCUGAGUGUUAUGGCAUCAAUCACAAUGCCGUUUGCGAAUGUAGACCUGGCUUUACGGGUAAUCCAAAGAUUGGAUGCAAUGUCAUUGGUUGCAAAAGUGACAGCGAGUGCCCAACCGACAAAGCUUGCAUUAACACCAAAUGUGAAAGCCCAUGCGAACAAGUGCAGAUCUGCGAACGAAACGAAAUUUGCCGAGCUUAUAAUCACAAACCACAAUGCAGUUGCCCACCGGGUACCAUUUCAGAAGCGGACGGAUCAUGCAGAGCGUAUGAACCAUUGUGUAGAGAUGACAGCGAAUGUCCAUCACAACAUGCUUGUAUCAACAGUCAAUGCAUUAAUCCAUGUAAUGUCACACAGCCAUGUGGAGUUAAUGCCGAAUGUAAAAUACUCGAUACAAUACCAAUUCGAACAUUGGUUUGCGUAUGUGUUGAAGGCUAUCAAGGAAAUGCAGCUGUUCAAUGUGAUCGAAUUGCGGUUUGUCGCGUUGACAAAGGAUUUGUGCCGGAUAUAAAUGGAAAUUGCGUGUGCCCGCCAGGUUCUGGUGUGAAUAUCUAUGGUGAUUGUGUACCAUGCCGCGUUGAAGAUGGUUAUAAGGUCGAUGAAACGGGACGCUGUGUAUGUGCCCUUGAAAGAGGAUUCAUAAUUGAUGAGCGUGGACGAUGUGUAUGCCCAACCGAUCAUGGCUACAAAAUAACACCGCUCGGUGAAUGCGUUCUGAUUCCAAGAACACCAGGCUGUGUCAGUGAUGACGAAUGUGCCGACUUCGAACAUUGUAAUACCGAACAGAGAAUUUGUACUGAUGUAUGCGCCGAUAGACCAACGAAAUGUGGCUUCAAUGCAUUCUGUAACGGUACCAACCAUCAGGCCAUUUGUCAAUGUAUCACCGAUUACGAAGGAAACGCUGAGAUUCAAUGCUACAAAAUCAAUCGCACGAGAGACGAAAAAUUCCCAGUCGAAAUGAAUGUGAACUGUUUGGCUGAUGGUGUAAAGACAGACAUUCAUCUGAGUGAACAAGGUUUCAAUGGCGUGAUUUAUGUGAAGGGAUACAGCAAAGAUGAGGAAUGUAGACGCGUGAUUAAUGUACCAAAUGAUGCAGCACCACGACCAUACGAAACAUUCAAGGUGCACUUUGGAAGCUGUGGCUUGAUACAUGUCAAUGGUGUUGCAAGCUUUGUAUUGGUCAUACAGAAACAUCCGAAAUUAGUGACAUACAAAGCACAAGCAUAUCACGUUAGAUGCGUCUAUCAAACGGGCGAACAGAAUGUGACAUUAGGAUUCAAUGUGCAAAUGUUGACGACAGCCGGUACAAUUGCAAAUACAGGACCACCGCCAAUUUGCUUGAUGCGAAUUGUCACCCAGAACGGUCAAGAGAUCAACUCAGCCGAGAUCGGUGACAAUUUGAUGCUGCAAGUUGAUGUACAACCACAAACAAUUUACGGUGGUUUCGCCCGAAGCUGUAUCGCCAAAACGAUGGAGGACAAUAUUGAAAAUGAAUAUGUGGUCACAGAUGAAAAUGGUUGCGCAACUGAUCCAAGUAUAUUUGGUGAAUGGGAAUAUAGCGAGGAGACGAAUAGUUUGUUGGCCAGUUUCAAUGCAUUCAAAUUCCCGUCAAGCAAUAACAUUCGAUUCCAAUGUAAUAUUCGUGUGUGCUUCGGCCGUUGUCAACCGGUCAACUGUCGCGGUGCGAAUGCAUUUGGAAAACGUCGACGUCGUCGUGAGAUCAGUGACUCAAACAGUUCAAUCAGUGUUUCGUUACCAAAAGAACUAGACGGUAUGGAUGGAACGUUGCGUGAAGAAAUUACCAUUUCGUCAAACGCCAUUCUCACGUUUGAAAAGAGAGACGAACGAUUCAGCUCUGAUGGCAGUGAAAUACAUCCGGCUGCACAAAGAGUGGAAGACAUUUGUGUAUCGAUGAUUGGUUUGAUCAUAGCCUUAGUAAUAACAGCAUUAUUGGCAUUGGUAGCCGUUGCAGUGGCCGUAUCGUGUUGGCUAAUGGCGUAUAGAAGACGACCAAAGGCAACCGGACCGCUUCCGCAUCCGCCCGAAUUCCCCAACCCACUAUUUACCAAUCCAGAUGCCGUAUCUGAACCAACACCUGACUAUCUCUCAUAGGAAUAGAUAGAUAAACAAAACAACCUCCCAAUAAUGACAACCCACAACAACAAAAUAUAUAACCUAAACAAACAAAAAACAUGAAAACAAAACCGGAACAAAAACUGUGACCGAAAGAGAAAAAAAAUCGAAUGAAAACAAAGAAAAAACAUGUAUAAAUUAUUUAAAUAGUUUGUUUAUAGUAGCUAUAUAACAUUCGAAGGAUAAAAUUACAAAUUGAAGAUAGAAAAAUUGCUGAAAGCAUUUAAUGAUAGAGAAAAAGAAUCCAGUGACAACAAUAAGGAGAAAAAGAGACGUCGAACGAAAACAACGAUAAGUGAAAAACGAAUUUUUUGUAUUUGAACGACAGACAAAACAAGCGAUUGCUUAUGUCGCCAUCGCAAUGAAUAAAAAGUUAUUAGAAGAGAAAAACAACGAACGAUGAUGAUAAAAAUAAAACUGCCAAAGCAACAAAACGCAAUUUUUAUUAAGUGAACAUAAAGUAACAAUUUUUUACGGAAUAUAUAUUAAAAUGCAUCAGCGCUUAAUUUUAAUAUAUUAUUACUUAAAUUUAUUAGAAAACAAACUAAUUUAACAAAAAUGCAUAGAAACAAGAAAAAAGUAUAAAGCUCCAAUGGCCGAAUUAACUAGUCUUUUAAAUAAAAACGUGAGGAAAAAAAAACGAAAGAAAAAAAAAUAUCGAUGUAAAAUAUAGACAGAAA